AUGACUUCCAUAACCGCGAGGGAGCUUCGACGGGAAGGUCACUCGGUGGUCGUGUUCGAGAGACAGAAACACGUCGGAGGAACAUGGAACUACACCGAUCACGUUGAACGUGAUCCGCUAAGCGUUGACCCGACCCGACCCAUAGUCUACUCGAGCGUCUACCGCUCCCUCCGGACUAACCUUCCACGAGAGUGCAUGGGAUUCACAGACUUCCCUUUCGUGAUUCGACCCGGAGAGUCAAGAGAUCCGAGGAGGUUUCCACGUCACGGUGAAGUUGUUGUGAUUAUUGGAAGCUCUUCAAGUGCUGUUGAUAUAAGCAGGGACGUUGCUGGAGUUGCCAAAGAGGUUCAUGUGGCUUCUUGGUCAAAUACAGCUGAUACAUUUAUCAAACAGAAUGGUCAUACUAAUCUGUGGAUGCAUUCAGUGAUUGAGCGUGUGCAGGAGGAUGGUUCAGUGGUUUUUCAGAACGGGAAAACGGUUUUAGCCGAUGUUAUUAUGCAUUGCACUGGGUAUAAGUAUCACUUCCCAUUUCUUGAAACCAGUGGAAGUGUUGCAGUAGAUGAUAACAGUGUUGGACCAUUGUACAAACACGUCUUCUCUCCAGCAUUUGCACCGUCGCUCUCCUUCAUCGGUAUAGCUUGGAAGGUUUUACCGUUCCAUUUGUUUGAGCUGCAAAGCAAGUGGAUUUCUGGUGUUUUAUCGGGUCGGAUCAUGCUUCCUUCAAAAGAAGAUAUGAUGGUGGAAAUCAAAACCUUUUAUGACACACUUGAAGCACAAGGGAUUCCUAAGCGAUAUACUCACUAUCUAGGCCUUUCACAAUUUGAGUACUUUGAUUGGUUGGCUUCGCAAUGUGGGUGCUCAGGAACUGAAAAAUGGAGGAAAGAGAUGUGUUUGACGAGUUUUAUGCGGGUGAUGAAGCAUCCGGAGACGUAUAGAGAUGAAUGGGAAGAUCAUCACUUGGUUUCUCAAGCUUAUCAAGAUUUUUUAAGUAUAGUACUCAUUAACAAAAUAUGAGAGAGAUCCUUAAUACACCCAAGGCUGGCUAUAACCUGUAACUUCCACCAUAUAUACAUUAGAACAUUUGAUAUACUAAAUAUUGGUAUAGAUAAUGAUAUAUUAGCAUUAUUCAUUA
This is a messenger RNA of Raphanus sativus (radish), 1132 nucleotides long. Its product is annotated as flavin-containing monooxygenase FMO GS-OX-like 4. Gene Ontology annotation, molecular function: NADP binding; flavin adenine dinucleotide binding; N,N-dimethylaniline monooxygenase activity. Bases 1 to 1014 code for a protein of 337 amino acids. The record is from RefSeq and is a predicted model, not a curated record. The transcript has 6 exons. NCBI's taxonomy places the organism in Eukaryota, Viridiplantae, Streptophyta, Magnoliopsida, Brassicales, Brassicaceae.